GGCUACAUACCACUGUUCGUUGUUUUCGCGACGGUUUGAAAAAAAAAAAAAUAAAAUAAAAAAAUAAAAAAACAAAACAAAGCAAAGUAUGCCAAAGCGAAGUAAACCAACCAGGUAAACCCCGCCAAGUCGUGCCAAGUCGUGCCAAGUCGUGCCAAGUCAUGCCAAACGAGCGACAACGCGAUAAACGCGCGAAGGCACAAAGAACAGCAUCGAAAGCAGCAAUUUUACAGCCCCGCCCGACGGCCACGUGGAUGAAGAGGUUUUCCCUCGAUCUGACCAAAGCAACUGUCAAGUAGGGCAGCAGGACCAACGCCCAAACGGAGAGAUAAUAGAAAAGAGUGAAGAAGAUAGUGCGGCAGGAGAGUGCACAAAAAGAGCGUAGCAGAGGAGGACCCACAUCCACGCUGCGUAUAUAAAACAAACUAUCUUCAGCUUGCCACUCCGCACCAAACGGAGCAGUCAAAUAAGCGACGUUGGAAGGAAGCACAAGUGAACCAUCAGCAGGAGCCCAUCAGCCAUUCCCCUAACCGUUCGAGCGCGCCUCUUUAACCGGUCGUCCAUUUGCGAGGCACCCCCUCUGAACAAGCAGCAAGAAACAUAUAUAUCAUUACAUAUAUGUUGCUGCAUUGUUAAUACCCUCUGUGCACAUCCCCUGUGAGCGUUUUCGCCAACAUGUCGGACGCCGUGGUGUCUACGGAAGCUUUAAACACCGCGGGUGUUCAAGAGAAGGACGACGACGUGAAUGCCAAGAUUUUCCCCCUGGCCUCCCCCGAGCUGACGAACCAAAUUCUUGACGUUAUACAAAGGGCAACAGUUUAUAGGCAGUUGAAGAGGGGAGCCAACGAAGCUGUCAAAAGUCUGCACAAGGGAAUAUCCGAGUUGGUGGUUCUCGCUGCGGAUGCCAAGCCACUCGAAAUUAUUUCGCACAUCCCGCUUGUUUGCGAGGACAAGAACACGCCGUACGUCUACGUCCGCAGCAAGAUGGCGCUCGGCAGGGCCUGCGGAAUAUCCAGAUCAGUUAUAGCCACGUCGAUCAUCACGAAGGAUGGGUCCCCCCUCGAGACGCAGAUAACCGAGCUGAAGGACCUCAUCGAGCAGAUGCUCAUUUGACUUGCAGCAGAAGCGGAUUUGGCUUUCAGCAGACGCAUAUUUGACUUUUGAGCAGACGCAGAUUUAACUUUUUUUUUUUUUUUUUUUUUUUACCUUAUUUUUUGCUUCAUUUUUGCUUUAUUUUUCAUUUCUGCCCACCCUCGUUGGCGGAUUGCCCCCCGCAUAGGCUCCCCCCCAGUGCGCUAUGGUUAUAGUUUGAAACUGUUUCCCCUUUUUUUAUUCCCUUUUCUUUCUUUUCCUUCCCUUUUGCGCCGAAUGCAAACUUAAUUUGUGUGGUCCACUUAUGUAGCAGCCAUUGAGUGCGCUUUGCCACAACGCACAGCACGUAAAUGUGCAGUCGCAUCUCCACCGCACACCGUUGCAAGUACCACCUUAAUCAUUUUUCCCU
Messenger RNA from Plasmodium vivax (malaria parasite P. vivax), 1501 nucleotides. Its product is annotated as ribosomal protein L7A, putative. NCBI's taxonomy places the organism in Eukaryota, Apicomplexa, Aconoidasida, Haemosporida, Plasmodiidae. Gene Ontology annotation, biological process: maturation of SSU-rRNA; mRNA splicing, via spliceosome. Gene Ontology annotation, cellular component: nucleolus; small-subunit processome; precatalytic spliceosome. Bases 676 to 1113 code for a protein of 145 amino acids. Gene Ontology annotation, molecular function: RNA binding. The record is from RefSeq and is a predicted model, not a curated record. The transcript is spliced from 3 exons.